Molecule: messenger RNA, 429 nt
Organism: Mesorhabditis belari
Lineage: Eukaryota; Metazoa; Nematoda; Chromadorea; Rhabditida; Rhabditidae
Source: the annotation of a GenBank genome assembly
AUGAACAAACCACCAAGACAUGUUUUUGUCGAAAACGUGGUCGGCUUUGAAACUUCAACUGUACAUGCGGAUCUCUUGGAGUGUCUACGGGGAAUGGGAUAUGGGGUAAAGGAAUAUAUCCUCUCCCCAAUGCAAUUUGGAAUCCCGAAUACUCGCCCAAGAUAUUACUGCUUGACCUCAUUGCAAUCUUCAAGCUCGCAUUCCACAUCGACAAUUUUGAAAACUCACAAAAGUUGUGUUGAGGAAAUUGCUGGCAUUGAAGAUUUUAUUGAGAAAGGAGUCGAUAACUCAUCUUUGAUUUUGGAUUAUCAAGAACUGAAUAGAUUUGCCUCUUCUAUCGAUGCUGUGAGUUCAAACUCAAGACGAUCUGCCUGUUUCACCAAAUCAUAUGGUGUUUAUAAGACGGGAUGUGGUUCGUAUUUUUACGAG